AUGUCGUCGUCCCCGCCAAGGAUUUUCGUGACCGGUGUCUCAGGCUAUGUCGGAGGCCACAUGAUGGGAAGACUUCUCAAGAAGCAUCCAGAAUGGCACAUUGCAGUUUUAGUCCGAGACCAAGCACAAAAAGCGAUCGUCCUUGGGAGAUGGCCUCAACUCGAGGCUGUCAUCGGCGACCUUGACAACAGUGCUUUGAUGAUUAAGGAGGGAUCAAAAGCCGACGCUGUCCUUCAAACUGCAUCUGCGGACCAUAACUCUGGCGUGGUCUCUCUUAUCCAGGGCCUGAACCAGAGACAGCCAACUCCCGGUUACUUGAUCCACAUUGGUGGCACAGGAAUCCUUCAUGACACGCCGAAUGGAUUCGGCCAGCCGUCUGACAAAAUCUACCACGAUACCACCGACUUGGCAGAAAUCACCUCUUUCCCAGUCGAGGGUCAUUUACAUCGCGAUGUUGACUUGGCAAUUCUCGAGGCCCAGAAGAGAUUGAACGUUCCAACUGCCAUUCUGUCACCACCUUUGGUGCAUGGAGUAGGAAAAGGCCCGAUCAAGACGAGAAGCAUUCAGAUCCCUGCCAUGGCUGAGGCCAUUCUCAAGCGAGGCAAGGGUUUCCAGAUUCUCGAGGGCCGGAACAUUUGGGAUCAUGUGCAUGUUGACGAUCUCUCUGAGGCUUUUAUUCUGCUUGCUGAAGAAGCUUUGAAGCCGAAUGGUGGAAAUGCACAAUGGGGCGACGAAGGGUACUACUUCGCCGAAGCAGGGGAAUUCAAAUGGGGAGAAGUCUCAGAGGCCAUCUCAAAGAUCAUGACUGAUGAAGGACUUAUCAAAGCAGCGGAGGUGGACAAAGUCUCAAUUGCAGAGGCAGCAGCUAUGCAUCCCUGGGCUCCUAUUAUUUGGGGUGGAAACGCCAGAAGCCGAUCUGACAGACUUCACACACUAGGAUGGAAGCCACAAGGCCCUAGCUUGUAUGAGAGCCUGCCGUCGAUGAUCAAGGAAGAGGUGAAGACUUUGGGCACCCAAUCAUCGAGGCUGUCUUUCGACAAAUGA
Molecule: messenger RNA, 1044 nt
Organism: Hyaloscypha bicolor E
Lineage: Eukaryota; Fungi; Ascomycota; Leotiomycetes; Helotiales; Hyaloscyphaceae
Product: NAD(P)-binding protein
Exons: 5
Coding region: 1-1044 (347 amino acids)
Source: RefSeq, a predicted model, not a curated record